UUUGCGCCGUUAUAGCCGCGCGCCUGGCUGUACCUAAAUUUUUUUUCUUUUAAGUUUACUUUAAAAUUAAAAAAUGUACAUACAACAACGUUUUGGUUUGUCAACAGCUCGUGGUUCCGGUACAAAUGCUUAUGUUCAGUCAAAUGUUGCUAAUCUCUUAGCUUUUCACGGAAUAAAAUUGUUUACAAUGCUGAAGAGGAUAUUGCUGUUCGUGCCGAAGCAGAAGUAG
This is a messenger RNA of Meloidogyne enterolobii, 229 nucleotides long. The record is from the annotation of a GenBank genome assembly. NCBI's taxonomy places the organism in Eukaryota, Metazoa, Nematoda, Chromadorea, Rhabditida, Meloidogynidae.